Sinocyclocheilus rhinocerous is the source of this 5439-nucleotide messenger RNA. RefSeq names its product cyclin-dependent kinase 12-like. Gene Ontology annotation, molecular function: RNA polymerase II CTD heptapeptide repeat kinase activity; cyclin binding; ATP binding. Gene Ontology annotation, biological process: protein phosphorylation; positive regulation of transcription elongation by RNA polymerase II. NCBI's taxonomy places the organism in Eukaryota, Metazoa, Chordata, Actinopteri, Cypriniformes, Cyprinidae. The record is from RefSeq and is a predicted model, not a curated record. The transcript is spliced from 14 exons. Gene Ontology annotation, cellular component: nucleus; cyclin/CDK positive transcription elongation factor complex. The coding region runs from base 939 to 4802 and encodes 1287 amino acids.
CGAUUUUAUAACUUUAUGUUUCCAGUUUUGUUUUCAUACAAAAUAUUAGAGUAUUUAUUUGAAAAUCCGCUAUCAAGGAGGAAACAGGCGAUUUAAUUCUAUUCUAAAUGGUGUGGGCUGUGGUAUUUCCUUUUCCGUGGGACGGGCUAAAACCGCGCAUGCGCAGAAGAGGCUGCGCAUAAUUUUGGCUGUAAUGGUGAAGUGAAUUCUCUCUGAAUUAAGGGCUGUGGAGGGUUUUAUAUCCACGAACAUCGCCCAAUUUCUAGGUCUGGUUUCUUCCCAGAGCCGCUUAUGUGAACUGGAAUCAAUUUUAACACAUAAAUAUGUGAUCAUUUCCGAUGAAUAUGAAACUACAGAGAGUUUACACUCAACAUUAAAGCGAAUAUGUGAACAAGAAGCAGGCGGGUCAAGUUUUAUUUUCAGUUAUGUGGGACAAUAUCCCUACACAGCGAGCUUUACUGCUUCAAAGCUCAGAAACCGUGUGCAAGGAGAGCUAAACAUCUGUUUAGGCUUUGAUAUCGAACAAGGAUAAACAAUCUAAAACAAGGACAGCCUGUAUUUUUUCUUCUUUCUUUUUGUCUUUUCGAUGGACGCUAGCCUAGCUAAAGCUAGCCGAGAGGUGCGAGCGCAAUAAGCUGCUUGAGGCACCCUGGGAACGACCAGUGAUGCCAUCCUGAAGGACAUAUCGUUAAAAAAAAACCUUUUUGUUGUUGGGUUUAUAUACUCUUGGAUAUAUUUCAACGCGAUUCAGAGAAGCCACGGGACCGGGGAUGACUUGUCGAUAACCUAUGCGCAUUAAAUCGAGUGCGCAUCUUUGUUUUGCUUCACUCCGACUCUUCCGUCUGGCAAGAUUUCACACUUUUACCCAACACUGAGCGAUUUCUGCUGUUCAUGUGCUGUCUUGACCACUUAGGUCCGCGUCUCCGGAGGACAGAGGUAUGCCUGGAUCAGACCGCCUGCAUGGGACCAAGAGGAAGGCUGAAUCGCUCUACCAUCAUCAGCUGCAGGCGGCCGGCGGCGGGGAAGGUCAGCCUUUGCACGCGGGCUCCGGUAGGCAUCCCACCAAGACGACGAGCUCGUCCACUUCUUCCAAGAACAAACGAAACAAGUCCAAACACGAGGCCGAAACCGGCUCCGUGUGCGUUGCCGCCGCGCCUCCAGCAGUGGGCGCCAUCAAGCCUCUGGUGGAGUACGACGACAUCAGCUCCGACUCGGACACGUUCCUUGACUCCCCCGCCACGGGGACAACGGCGGAGGGCAGGGACGCCGAACGCCUAGAGCGGUCGGACUACGGUGAGGCAGGGGCGGGGGUCGCGAAAGAGAACAGGACUCAUAAACACAAGCGCUCCCGGAAGAAGUCCAAAGACCUCCAACGGGUCAGGGAGUCUGCGGAGGGGGCAGAAAGUGGCGGCGGCAAGAAGAGCAGUAAGGACCGGGACAGAGCGUGUAAAGAGAGCCGGAAGAAGGCUAAGGAGAAGACUAUCUCAGCUGCGUGCCUUCCUUCUACAUCAAUACGCUCAGGUGAGUCAGGAAGCAAAAGGUCCGGCGACUCUCUGUCAUCAGGUGCGGUGCAGUCUGCUGUCAGUCUAGGCAGUAGCGCCUCCUCCGCCUCCUCCUCCAUCAGUAAGGAAAGUGGCCGCUCAUCAAAAUCUCGCAAAGACAAGCGGAGGAGCGAGGAGUAUGAGGAGGACCGGAGCCAUCGGAAGCCCGCCAAAAGCCACAAGUCGAGCCCUAAAGGGAAGGAUCAGUCCAGGAAAAGCGAAGCGGACAGUCCUUCCACUGCGGAGCUCGAGAACAGCUACUCCUCCAAACGCAAAGCUGCGAGCCCGAGUCCGUACCGGGAGCCUCCCAGGCGGAGCAGACAGAGGUCCGAGAGCCCCUAUCGGAGGAGGAGGUCUUCAAGCCCCGAGAAGGAUGGAAGUCCGUAUGGGAGCAGAAAACACUCACCUGGCAGUCCUUACGGCAACCGACGCUCAUCCAGCACCAGUCCAGUGUCCAGGCCUUCUCUUCGUUCUCGGAGCCGUUCUCCUCACUACUCCUCCUCUCGCCGCUCCUCUUCCCGUUCUCGCACUAAGAAACAUUCUUUGUAUUCUGGAGGAGCCAGCAGAGGCUCCUCCCACAGCAGUCGACCAGGCAGCCGCUCCCCUUCGUCUUCACGUUUGCCGAUCACCUCCAGCCUGGGGGCCGAGCUGACGCGAAGAAAGAAGGAACGUCAGGCGGCGGCCGCCAAAAACUCCCCCUCCCUCCGACCCAACACGUCCAAUGUCGCAAAUGCGCUGGUGAAAAACACUGAGGCGCCGCCACUAGAGACGGCCCCGCCCUCAGAGCCUCAAAGACCGCCCUCCCCACCUCCGAAUACUGUUGCGGCGGAGGAGCCCACUGUGGUUCCUCCGCCACCUCUCCCAUUAUCCAGUCCACCUCCGCUGCCUCUCUCAUCUCCUCCGCCUCUCCCGGCGAACUCUCCUCCUCCUCUUCCUCUCUCAUCCCCUCCACCUCUUCCUCUAAACAGCCCUCCGCCUGCUCCUCCACCCUCAGCACCUGCUACGCCUGCUUCUUCUCGCACGAAAAGCCCCAAACAGAAACAUACGCAAAGUCCCGCACACCUGAUUAGGACCUCCACACUUCCACCUCUUCCCCUGCCGCCGGUUCUUCUGGGAGACUGCAGAGACAGCAUGAACCAAUCAGCUUGUGCCAAGUCGUUUAACUCUCUGCUUUCCCAGAAGUCAUCACGAAAGGACAGGGAAAAGGAAAAAGAAAUCAGGACACGCCUUCUCAGUGAGUUGCCCCUCCCUCCAGUUCUCCCUGGAGGAGACCCCUCCCCUCCACAGUCCCCUGCUCGAGAAUCCCCACUGCUUCUGCAACCAACCUUCAAGAAGAGACCAAAGAUUUGCUGUCCUAGAUAUGGAGAGAGGAAGCAGACUCAAAUUGACUGGGGCAAGCGCUGUGUGGAUAAGUUUGACAUCAUCGGCAUCAUUGGAGAAGGAACCUACGGUCAGGUGUACAAGGCAAAGGACAAAGACACAGGAGAGCUGGUGGCAUUGAAGAAGGUGAGAUUGGAUAAUGAAAAGGAGGGUUUCCCCAUCACUGCCAUCAGAGAGAUCAAGAUCCUGAGACAACUCAACCAUCGCAGCGUCGUCAACAUGAAAGAAAUUGUCACUGAUAAACAAGACGCUCUUGACUUCAAAAAGGAUAAAGGUGCAUUUUACCUGGUGUUUGAGUACAUGGACCAUGACCUGAUGGGGCUGCUGGAAUCGGGGCUGGUGUCUUUCUCCCAAGAGCAUGUGCAGAGCUUCAUGCGUCAGCUGAUGGAGGGAUUAGAUUAUUGCCACAAAAAGAACUUUCUACACCGAGACAUCAAGUGCUCUAAUAUCCUGCUAAAUAACAGUGGUCAGAUCAAACUUGCCGAUUUUGGUUUGGCUCGUCUUUAUAACUCUGAGGAAAGUCGGCCGUACACUAAUAAGGUGAUCACACUGUGGUACCGCCCACCUGAGCUGCUACUGGGAGAGGAGAGAUACUCUCCUGCUAUUGAUGUCUGGAGUUGCGGGUGUAUUUUGGGAGAGCUCUUCACUAAGAAACCAAUUUUCCAGGCCAACCAAGAGCUUCUACAGCUUGAGCUGAUCAGUCGUUUGUGCGGGAGUCCGUGUCCUGCUGCAUGGCCAGAUGUAAUUAAGCUGCCGUACUUUAAUACCAUGAGACCCAAGAAACAGUACAGACGACGCUUACGGGAGGAAUUCGCUUUUCUGCCCACCUUUGCUCUUGACCUGCUGGACCACAUGUUGACGCUGGACCCCUCGAGGCGCUGCACAGCCGAACAGGCCCUGGCGAGCCAGUUUCUGUGUGAUGUGGAGCCCAACAAGAUGCCGCCACCUGAUUUGCCUCAUUGGCAAGACUGUCAUGAGCUCUGGAGCAAGAAGCGGCGGCGGCAGAGACAAAGCGGAGCGGCUGAGGAUUUCCCUGUUGCCAAAGUUCCCCGAAAGGAACCCGCAGGACCUUCAGGAGGGGAGAACAGCCGCCCGCCGCCGAGUCCACCCCCACCACCCUCAUCUGCCCAUCCCGCCCCGGCAAACAUCACAGCCAGUGAGCUGGAAGGUUUGGGAGCCGCAGCAGAGCAGUUGAACCAGACCGAGCUGGCAGUGCUGCUGAACCUGCUGCAGGGUCAAACAGACAAUCUAAGCAUCCCGCAGAUGGCGGAGUAUCUCCGCAGCUCGUCCUCUGAAGCCUCCACGUCCGUGCUCUCCAGAACGCCCGCCGCCCUCUCCACCCCUGAACCGGACGCGGCGCCGCAGCUCGAACUGCUUAGUCAUCUCUCCACCUUAAUCCAAUCCUCUAGCGUCCCGCAGCCGGCAGAACUCCCGCAGGAAGACCAGGCCGGCCUGCUCACGCUCCUGUUGGAGCAGCUGAUAAAGGCCCCGGCGCCGGGGGCGGAGCAGGCAGAUGAAAGCAACGGAGUCCGGCCGGAUGAGGGUACGGCACGAGGCGGCUCCGCUUCUGUCAUGGGCGGCGAUCGCGAGGAUUCUGCAUUAGUAAAUCCAGAGGCAACAGGCUCGAAGUCUGCAAAACACGCUCACGACAUUACAUCAGAUGUAGCUACGACCCUGCUUCAGCUUAUCUCCCAGCAGGCCUCAGAGAGCAGACAUCCCGCUACAGACCUGCGCCCUGGACGGGGACCCUCCUCUCCCCCGAGCGCCACCCCACCACCGGCUUCCUCUUACGCCCCCUCGCAUAACGCUGCUCCUGAAACUCAGUUCACCCAGGACCAAGACCUGAGGUACACCCUGGGAGGAGCCGCCGGCCCUUCCUGAACCGCUGCACUGAUCUUUUUGUUCGUUGUCAUUUUUUACUUAAUGUGCUUUAACUGUUAAACCUACGUUUACCACAUAUUAAUAUAUUUCUUUCUUCCGUUAAAGGAAAAAGUGAAUGUUAAAGGAACUGUUUUUGAAUGCGAAUGGAUGAUGUUCAUCCCUCCCAGAGAUGUACAGCAUUAUUUGGAGGCUGUCUUUUCCCACUUCUCCACGACGGUCAGUGAGUUUUAGCCAUGUGCGAUUUCUUUGAGGGCUGCGUAAAUGUCUAAAUCAAGCUACUUUUUUCGUGCUGAUAUGUGUAAAGCAAGAGGCUCGAUCCAGCUUGUGCUACUUCAUCCCAAAGGCAUAAGGAGAACUUGAAGUCAUUUGCAGUACUUGAGUGAGGCCUUUGUUUUCAAAGAUUUGUAAUAGCUUGUGCAUAAGAUGUGUUCUUAUUUAGAUUUUUGAUGGGGGGGGGAAAUGUAUGUCCUCAUCCAAAUGUUGUUUUCAGGACCACAUGGUUUAGCAAAGUUAAUUUAAAUCGAAAGCAUCCUCGGAAAGACACUGAACUGACUUGAAUUUUAGCGCCAGAAUUGCCAGUUUUGAUUUGACUACACCCAAUGUACAUGUUGUAAACUGAUAAUAAAUGAAAAAUGUG